Molecule: messenger RNA, 279 nt
Organism: Spirometra erinaceieuropaei
Lineage: Eukaryota; Metazoa; Platyhelminthes; Cestoda; Diphyllobothriidea; Diphyllobothriidae
Source: the annotation of a GenBank genome assembly
AUGAUUCUUCGGGAAUUCGCGAUCUGCACACUUCUGGUUGCCAGUCUUGUUUGUCUGCAGGCACACUCCACAGAGGAUGCCUACCAGAUGUCGCCGGACGUCGUCGACGAAGAGCAAAAUCUGCUGGAUGCUGCCCUGGUGGAAGGCGAGCUGGAGGAUGUGCCAUCGCUUGAGGGAGAGCGUGUGAGGAUUCGGCUGGGCGGUCGACGCGGACUGGGUGGACGCAUAUUUCGCAGUCGCGGAGGCAGGAUAUUUUGGCAGUACCUAGGCGCGCGUUAG